Rhizoctonia solani is the source of this 873-nucleotide messenger RNA. Its product is annotated as reovirus sigma C capsid domain-containing protein. NCBI's taxonomy places the organism in Eukaryota, Fungi, Basidiomycota, Agaricomycetes, Cantharellales, Ceratobasidiaceae. The transcript has 9 exons. The coding region runs from base 1 to 873 and encodes 290 amino acids. The record is from RefSeq and is a predicted model, not a curated record.
AUGGCUGCCGCGACCGCUCUCUCCCAGUCAGGCUCACCUGCAGCCCUCAACAAUUCAAGACGGAAGGAGUCUCAAAAGGAAUCCGAUGAAUUACAGUGGCCAGGCAAGUUUGCCGAGAACGUUUCCCAGGUGGCUGAAUGGGCCGCUCAAGUCGAUGAAAGCUUUUCAAAAGUGACCUACGGUCUGAAAGACAUGAAUGAUAAAUACGGUACAACUUUCCCACCUCUUCGCACCUUCCUCAGCGAAUGGCAGGGAUACAACCAAAACGAAUCAUGGCGACUCCCAAGAAUGGCGGAAGGCUUCAGAUCCCUAAAGCGCGAUAUCGAAGGCUAUGUCGUCAGAUUCGACGCGUGGGUCCAGACAACGAGCACUGAACUCAAACAACAAGCUCAGGAUCUUCAAAAGGUGAUCGAGGACCUCCAGGCAAAAAUUGAAGAGUUGGAUAAGAAGAUCAUAGAGGCUACCGCCGCAUUAUUGGGCAGUGCUGCUAUAGAAACAGUCGUCGCUCGUUGGAGUGAUAGUCGCUGGAACAACCCUGCAAUAGCACUUGCCGAACGCAUUGACUAUAACACUCUCGAACAAACGACAGGAACUCGCGGAAGUCAUCGUCAGCAGGAGGCGUUGGCGCACGUUAAGACUGCAUUUGACGGACUGAAGCCUGACAUUGCACUGAUCUGUCAAAAGCUAUCCUUGUUCGGCGAGAUAUGGUCCUCCGUUCAAGCACAGACCCGAGCAUUCCAAGAGACCUUGAGGGGUGGUAUGGAGGCAGUUACGAACUUCAGAUUCAAGAAGGAUGUCGAGCUGGCACAGAAGCUUUGCACGCCUCUUCGUAAUGGCCUGGAAAGAUAUGCGACGCUAUUGGAGAAUCGUUAG